Messenger RNA from Fusarium pseudograminearum CS3096, 1887 nucleotides. RefSeq lists its product as uncharacterized. Bases 1 to 1887 code for a protein of 628 amino acids. The record is from RefSeq and is a predicted model, not a curated record. The transcript has a single exon. Gene Ontology annotation, cellular component: cytoplasm; autophagosome. Gene Ontology annotation, molecular function: protein serine/threonine kinase activity; ATP binding. Gene Ontology annotation, biological process: protein autophosphorylation; autophagy; autophagosome organization. Lineage: Eukaryota; Fungi; Ascomycota; Sordariomycetes; Hypocreales; Nectriaceae.
AUGGAGUGCCUCAAGGAAAAGUUCGUCGGCGGUGCCAUUCUCAACGGACGUUAUCAGACAAUCUCCCCCCUCAACCAUGGAUCUUUUGGUAUGGUUUUCAAGGCGCAUGAUCUCAGAACAAACGAGCCUGUCGCCAUCAAGUGCCUGACCAAGAAAAGCGCAUGCCCCGAUGGCAACUGGGACUUCGCUGUCGACGACAAGUCGGAAGAGCAGGCCCUGCACAGUCGCCUCGGAGCUCACGAGAACAUCGUCAACCUGGUUGACUCUUUCGAGACCGAAUCUCACAUCUACCUCGUCCUCGAGUUUUGUGGCCAGGGCGAUCUCUACGAAGCAAUCCGAAAGGGUCACGGUCCUCUCGAGACAGAGCAUGUCCGCCAAUUCAUGCUUGAGCUCAUCGAUGCCGUUGACUACAUGCACUUCAAGGGUGUCUACCAUCGCGAUAUCAAGCCCGAGAACAUUUUUCUCACUUCGGACGGUGCCAUGAAGCUUGGUGACUUUGGUCUGGCAACUACUGAGAAGUGGUCGUAUGAGAUGACCGUUGGCAGUGACCGUUACAUGGCCCCUGAGCAAUUCGAUUCGGCCGGCGCCGGUUACUCGCCUGCCGAGGCGGACGUCUGGGCCAUCGGAAUCUGCCUGCUCAAUAUCCUCUUCUCCCGCAACCCUUUCACCACCCCCACUGAGGCCGACCCCCUUUUCCUUGACUACUCUCGCGACAAGCAGUCUCUUUUCGACGUCUUCCCUUCUAUGUCUCAAGAUACAUACGAGGUCCUCGUGCAGUGCAUGAACCUCGACCCAAGACGUCGAUCACUGGAAGGCGCUCGUGAGGCUCUGCUUCGAGUUGUCACUUUCACCACCGAUGACGAGGAUGACGAUGAGUACUGCGGCGCUGAGUCUCCCAACGUGGCCACUGCCAACCGUGAGCCUCUCCGCACCCCAUCGAUCCAGUCCCCUGCCGUCGACACUGGCGCUUUCCCCUGGGCCAAGGCUCUCCAUGGUACCACCCAUCUCGGACGACAACUCAGCGUCAUUCCCGACGACGAGAGCUACACCGAGGAGCUUUUCCCCAAGUCCGAGGCAACCAACACCGACUGGUGCUCUGCCAACACGCAGACUCCCAUGUCGUCUCUUUACGACUCUCACUUGGGUGCUUCCAUGAAGUCGCUUGCUAUCAAACCCACUGCUCGAUUCAACCGGGCUGCGGCCACUGCUGGCUCCCUCCCCAUCAACAUGGCUAAGCCUAUGCCUGCUAUGUCUAUGGUGUUUGGUCGACGACAAGAAGCUGUGUCUAAGAGCUGGAGCGAUAUGUGGGACGAGGAUGAGGAAGAGGAGGAGAUGGAACAGCAGCGACAGAUGCUGCAGGAGCUCAAUGCCCGCACUUGGAGCCAAGAGAGCAAGGAGGAGGAGAAGGAAGUCGAGAAGAUCGACAUGGUUGAGACUCAACCCCAACCCACGUCGCAUGCUCACGACAUCAAGGGUGACAUUGAUGAUGAUCUGGUUGCUGACGGCUUCUUCUUCCAAGAAGCACCAGCACCCAAAACACACCACAUCACUAUCACCCCCAACUAUUCCCAUUCUCCCACGUCCAAAGAGCGAAGCUCCAAGGAUAAAUGGGCGGCGCUGGGCGAGCGACGUCGGGCUCAAGCAGCUACUUUUGAUUCUAUUAAGUCGGUGGAACUUUCCAAGCCCCGACGACACAAUUUUGGUUUUGGAUACAACAAAUCUUACGAAGCGGGCGUUUGGGAUCAUUCUAAUUAUCAUAACAAAUUUGGGGCCGCUAAAGAACGGUCUAGUAUUAAGGAGUGCCCUUGGAACAAGGGAAGGGAUUGGAAUUGGCGUCGAGAUAGACGCACCGAUCUCGGCGACGUUGAGUGGGUUGGAGGUUGGUAA